This is a messenger RNA of Nymphaea colorata (pocket water lily), 1020 nucleotides long. RefSeq lists its product as uncharacterized. The coding region runs from base 229 to 720 and encodes 163 amino acids. The transcript has 4 exons. Gene Ontology annotation, cellular component: nuclear membrane. Lineage: Eukaryota; Viridiplantae; Streptophyta; Magnoliopsida; Nymphaeales; Nymphaeaceae. The record is from RefSeq and is a predicted model, not a curated record.
CCGAUUCACGUGACGAUUGAGGCGAGUCGGGAUUUUUUUGAAGUCCCUCGAAUCAGCCCCUGCAUCGAAGAAACAGGGCCGAUCGGAUUUGAAUCGGCCGAUUUAGAUCGAUUCUGGCCAAUUUUCCCAACGCCUCUCCAAGGUUCCAUUGGCAAGGACCCGACAUUUGAAGGCUGCCACUCCGGCCACUAGAGGGCGAGGGAGAGCAGUGUGGGAGAGAGCGAGAGAAUGGAAGAGGUGAAGUCAGCUAUCGAGGGUCAGUUGGACUUUCUUUCAGAUCUGUUUGACAAGGUGAGGGACGAGAUCCGAAGCGGAAGCCAACCCGCCAUUGACAACUUCGUCGGCUUCUUCCACGCCAUCGAUUGGAAGGAGCCAUGGUUGAUAUCGUUGCUGAUUUUUCAUGUGAUUCUUGUGGUGGUGGCUAUCGCCUCCAGGAAGCAUAGCAACUUUCAGAUGAUCUUGUUUCUUCUAGCACUUGGUGGUGUAUAUUUGGCUGAAAAUAUUAAUCAUCUACUUGGAAGCAAUUGGAGAAAGUUUGCUGGACAGAAUUAUUUUGAUCCAAAUGGUCUUUUCCUUUCAGUACUUUGGUCUGGCCCUCUUCUGAUCAUUGCAAUUAUCAUACUUGUCAAUACACUGUUCAAUCUGUGCUAUUUAAUUGUACGGUGGAAAAAAGCAGAGCUGAAGCACCGAGCUCGCCUCAAUCGUGACAAGCAGGAAUAAAUUUUUUUGCUACUUACAUUGUCAUAUCAAAGCCAGAGGUCUUGGAGAAACAAAUGGAUCCAAUAGUCCUAGAUGUUGUGCAAUCUUUUGAUUGGAUGUGCUGUACUCUUUCAUCAGGAGUGCAUCUCACACUUUGGGGCCGGUCUUAACUUUUGGUGAUCAGUUAGUAUGACAGAUUUGUUUUGUACAAGAGGGUCUGCAUGUUGGUGACUAAUCCAUCUUGUUUCUGUAUCAUAGCUCAUACAUGAUAUUGUAGAACAAACUGUGGUUUAGAUGUUUAUGUUUAAUAUUUUUAGACAA